AUGGCGGCCGCCGGCGGGAAUAGCAGGGGUGAGCGGUGGAGCCUGGCGGGCGCGACGGCGCUCGUCACCGGCGGUACCAAGGGGAUCGGUCACGCCAUCGUGGAGGAGCUGGCUGGCUUCGGUGUGCGGGUGCACACGUGCUCGCGCAGCGCGGCAGAUCUGGAGGCGUGCCGCCGGCGGUGGUCCGAGAAGGGCCUGCACGUCACCGUCUCCGCCUGCGACCUCGCCGUGCGCGCCGACCGGGAGAGGCUCAUGGAGACUGUCAAGGCCACCUUCGACGGCAAGCUCGACAUUCUGGUGAACAACGCGGGGCUGCUCUUCUUCAAGCCGGCGACGGAGUGCACGGCGGAGGACUACGCGCGGAUGAUGGCGACCAACCUGGAGUCGUGCUUCCACCUCAGCCAGCUCGCGCACCCACUGCUCCGCAACGCCUCCCUCGCCGUCGGCGGAAGCGUCGUCCACAUCUCCUCCAUCGCCAGCUUCGUCGCCUUCCCAUGGGAAGCGCUCUACUCCACGGCCAAAGGAGGACUGAACCAGCUGACGAGGAGCCUGGCUGCCGAAUGGGCGCGCGACAGCAUCCGUGUCAACUGCGUCGCGCCGGGCGUCAUCAUGACUGACAUGGUUAAGGAGGUACCGGCGGGGGCGCUGGAGCAGGAGCUGUCACGGAUCCCGAUGCGGCGUGCCGGCGAGCCGGCGGAGGUGGCGUCCCUGGUGUCCUUCCUGUGCAUGCCGGCGGCGUCCUACGUCACCGGGCAAGUCAUCUGCAUCGACGGCGGCCGGACCAUCAGUGCCUGA
Miscanthus lutarioriparius is the source of this 795-nucleotide messenger RNA. NCBI's taxonomy places the organism in Eukaryota, Viridiplantae, Streptophyta, Magnoliopsida, Poales, Poaceae. The record is from the annotation of a GenBank genome assembly.